AAGUGGGUGACAUGAAUAAUGUUUUGGUUGCGUUUCGAGGAGAGAUUUGAAUUUUGUUGCUGAAAAUCAGUGUAAAAUCGUGAAAUUAAGUGCAAUUUAUGGUCACUUAUUAGAACGGAAGCUUAUUCUACCGUUCUAAGCUCAAGUUUUUAAGAAUCCCAUAAAGAGCUCUCCACCCUCGCCACCAUGAUCCACCUCACGGGCCAGAACCUCUCCACCAAGGAGGUCAUCCAGAACAUUUUCUCCCCCAUCGUCGGCUCCAUAAUCUCCCCCCAGGCGGAGGAACUAUGCCAAAAGAACAACCUAACCUUCGUGGAAAUGCUGCAGCCCUUUCUGCGUCUCUCCUCGGACGCCCACUUCCGAGACACCGCCGGCACCAGCGUCUCCAUCAAGGGCCUCCGCAUCAACGUGUGCGACGUCAACUGGCGCCCACCGCAGACCAUCCUGGCGAAGAAGAUGCUCAACGAGUCCGUCACGUCGGCGGUCGGAGAAAAGGUCAAGGGCGUCAAGCUCGAAGACGGUUCGUUCGUGGACAUCCCGACGUCCGAGCCGUGGUUCGAGCAGUGGCGCGAGACGUUUCUGACGGUGCAGUUUCCGUCGGAUCACGAGUUUACGCGGCAUUUGCUGUGCUCGCUGAUUGUGGUGUCGAGCAUCGACGUUAAUCCGCUCGAGGUGGCCGGCCAGCUGACCAAGAAGAUCCAGAUGAUGCAGAACAUUACGCCGCCACGGCUGCCCAAGUGGUUCUCGGCGGACACGUUGAACUGUUACGUGAUGCUGCACGACGGGUGCUCGGGGGAUAUUGGGAAAGCCCAGCAAGCGUUCGAGGGUCUCAAAUCGACGUACGGCGACCACAAGUGCUUCCUGCUGCAGAUCAACUCGCAUCAGGGCCCCCCGAUGGAGUGUCCCGACCCGUGGCUGCGCUAUCUGAAGAAACACCAGCGGCCGGAGCUGACCGCGGCGGAGAUAGACUCCGCGCCGAAGACGCCCCAGGACAUGGGUCCGGUAAUGACGAUGCCCACGACGGUGCAGAGCGUAUCGAUAACGCCGGGUGGGAGCAGCACCACGUCGGAUAGUCUUUCGGUGUCCGGGAUUGUGACAGGGGAGGUGAUCGCCCAUCCGCUGAGUCCGGUUCAGGAAAUGGGCGUUGAGCUGCAGGAGACUUCCAGCUUGACGUCGAGCAUUGACAGUUUGUCCCAGCAGACGAUCAACCCGAACGUGUGGACGGUUGAGAGUGACGUGGAUAUUGCGCACGGGACGUUUUUGACGGCUGGGGAUUUGGACAACUUGAAGCACUUUGUGCAGGACUUUGCCGUGAGGGCGUUGAUUCCGUACGUGGAGAAGUUGGUUGGGGUAUUGAACGAUUCUAUUUCGAAUAAGAAGGGCGUUAGUCGGUCAUUGCUGAGCGCUACUAAGCGGUGGUUUGUGACGAACAAGCCGGGAACUGGGACCAACCAGAAUGCAGUGGUGUACACGAACGAAUCGACGGAGCUGCAGACGCGGAAGUUGGGCGAUCUGUACUUUAUGUUCGGUCAUUACUCGCUGGCAUUCCAGGCGUAUCAUCAAGCGAAGCGAGACUUCAACGCGGAUUCCGCUUGGCAGUACUACGCUGGAGCGCUGGAAAUGGCUGCGCUGGCAGCGUUCAUGCAAGGGACGCCAAGCCGGAAGACUUACGACUACAUGGAGGAAUCGAUUGUAACAUAUUUGAACAGCUGUAAGAUGCCUCAGUUUGCAACUCGAGCGACCUUGCUUUCGAUCGAGUGCUUGAAGUCUGCCAAACUGUAUCAGGAGGCUGCGAAGCAACUCAUCCGCAUGACCAGUGAAGACUCGGAUCUGCGAUCGGCACUGCUUUUGGAGCAGGCGGCUUACUGCUACCUGCUUGCGACUCCUCCCCAGUAUCGCAAGUACGCCUUCCAUUCCGUACUGGCAGGUCAUCGAUUCUCCAAGUCCGGUCAACGGAAGCAUUCCUUCAGGACGUACAAGCAAGCCUACCAGAUAUUCGAAAACCGCGGCUGGAGCCUAGCUGAAGAUCACAUCCAGUACACGAUCGGUAGACAAGCUAUCAACCUGAAGAAGCUGGACGAAGCCAGCAAUUGCUUGGCCCAUCUACUACGACCUUCCAGCUUACAAAGCGCUACCCAGCAAGCGUUCUUCUUGAAGGACUUCCUCGCCACCCAGAAGGCACUGCUGGGCAAAGGAGAAAUCAACGACAUCCUCACGAUUUCCCUGCCGAAAAUAGUCCAAACCAUGACGCGCGUUCUCGUAACGUCUCAACCUCCGGUAGCGAACCCACUGUUUAUCCCAGCCACCAACAUCACGAUCGCGUCCGCGCAAAUCGAAGAGAACAUCUGGAACAAGAUGGAGGAGAUGCUGGUCCAAACGGCCUCCAAGAAGUCCAUCAUGAUCUUCAAGCCGAGCAAGUCGCUGUUCACGCAGGAAUCACCGGCGACGGACAACCCGCGCAGCGUGCACGGCGAACCGGUCGAGAUUGCGUUCAACCUGGAGAACACGAUCAAGCCACCGAUCACGUUCGAGCACAUCAACGUGUUGUGGGAAUUUAGAAACGAAACGCAGGCUAUCUUCUCCAACAAACCUUUGUUUAUGGUGAACGAAGUGGGCGCUGAAGAGCGCAAAGAGAUCGACAACAUCGUGGCGACCACGUCGGUUCCGAUCGUACACUUUGGCGAGUACGAAACCAAGACGAUCUCGUUGAAGCUGACUCCGCGAUGCAUCGGGCAGCUUCGCAUUCUGGGGAUCGUCGGCAAGAUUUCAUCCAACGCUACCGGAACCACCGAUGCUCCCAAUCUCUGGGGUAAGCAGCUGUUCGAAGCACUGCCAAUUCGUAGCAACGCCAAGGACAACCGCACGGUACAGUUCGAUCGCAAGCUCGAGCUCGAAGUUCUUCCCCCGGCUCCAGCUCUCCACGUCAGCUUCUCGCAGUGUCCCACCGAAGUCCUCGCCGGCGAGGUGAUCCCGAUCAAGAUCAACAUGACCAACGCGGGUGUUUCCGCGCUAAGCGACAUCCUGAUCUGCGUCGAUAACCCACGGUACGUGCUGAUCAACCCGGAAGAGUCCGAAGUUCCGCUUUCGAUUAGACGGGAUUUGCGUAACUUGGUCAACGAAAACCUCGGCAAGGAGAAGGAAGCUCGCAAGCAGUACGUGUUCCGGGCGUUCCGUGAGUCCGAAGGAAACUUCAUCAACCCGAAAGAGACCAAGGUUAGCACCAUCUGGCUGCAGGCUCCGUACGUCAAGGGCCAGAAGAGCAUCAAGCUGCUGAUUUACUACGGAAUGCCGGCGGAUUACCCGAAGAUGAAAUACCGCCUCGUUCGACACACCUGGAACUUCAACGUGAACGAGUCCCUGCUGCUGGACGCCAACUGCAACGUCAGUAAUCCCGUCACCAACGAGCUCGGCAUCGAUGUGAACGUGCGCAAUUUGAACCAGGUGCACCAUCCGCUCAUGACGGAGAUCACCGUGAACGAGAUCGUGCUGUACUGCUCGACGUACUCGCUCAACCCGGCCAAGAUUGUUUACAUCAAAAACCCCGGCUACCAGAAGCACCUCGUCGAAGGCGUCGGCCUCAAGACGAACGAAACGCUCAGCCUACGCUGCAACCUCCAGAAACGGCCCGAGGACGUCCGCUUCGGCGGCGACAUCCGCGAGUACAUCAGCGACAAGCUGUCGACCGUCUCAAUUCGGGCGCCGGAUGCCGAAGCCGUGCGCAGCCUGCCCAACUUCCAUGCGAUGGACAGCUUCCUGCUCAAGACGGAAACCAAGUACAUCCGGGUGUACGAGAGCAGCAACAACGAAGAGUUCAACCAGAUCAUCUCCAGCCUGGACCGGCACAUGACGGUGUGCGUCAACUGGAGCGGCCACAUCAACGACAACGGGUCGUCGCGGGACGCGUACGGGCAGCACUUUGUGCAGCUGCGGAAUCUCUACGAUUCCGCCUUCUGUCCACCGUCGGAACGGCAGCAGCAGCAGGUGACGACCUUCACCCACAACGAGGUAGUCUACAGUAUCUACGACAACCUGGACGAAGUCAUUCCGAAGGCUGAUGAAGCACUGGAGGACGGAUGGGGAGUUAAUAACAACUUUGUUGCGCAGCGUUGCUUCCUGGAGGAGAACAUGCAAACGGUGGAACUUGUAGCGAGUGCAUAAUUCUUGAGUAAAACACAUUAUACCUAUAGACUAAUCAUAAUUUAUAAGCUAAUGCUGAUAACUAUUGUGAUUUUAUUUAUUCCAUAAGCAAAAAUAAAUGUUUUCUUUAGAUGUUAUUCCAAUAAAAUUAAACAUUUCGAUUUUGAAAAUAAUA
Molecule: messenger RNA, 4312 nt
Organism: Culex pipiens pallens (northern house mosquito)
Lineage: Eukaryota; Metazoa; Arthropoda; Insecta; Diptera; Culicidae
Gene: l(3)76BDm
Product: trafficking protein particle complex subunit 8
Exons: 7
Coding region: 187-4158 (1323 amino acids)
Biological process (GO): protein localization to phagophore assembly site; endoplasmic reticulum to Golgi vesicle-mediated transport
Cellular component (GO): TRAPPIII protein complex; phagophore assembly site; cytoplasmic vesicle
Source: RefSeq, a predicted model, not a curated record